AAGCGCCGACAGGUCCGGCCUCCCGGAGAAGAGGGACCUGCGCGGCGCUUCCGGGAGCCGGGCGUCGCCGCCGGCACCCUCAGGCUCGGGCACUUUCCUAGGAGUCUCGGACCUUGAGACCGGAAGCCCCAGGUCCUGCGAGCCUCAUGCCCGUCCAGCCUCAAGGCAAAGACCCUGAAGAGAUGGAAGCAGAGGGUGAUUCAGCUGCUGAGAUGAACGGCGAGGAGGAUGAGAGUGAGGAGGAGCGGAGUGGCAGCCAGACUGAGUCCGAGGAAGAGAGUUCAGAGAUGGACGACGAGGACUACGAACGGCGCCGCAGCGAGUGUGUCAGCGAGAUGCUAGACCUGGAGAAGCAGUUCUCAGAGCUGAAGGAGAAGUUGUUCAGGGAACGGCUGAGCCAGCUGCGCUUGCGGCUGGAGGAAGUGGGGGCUGAAAGAGCCCCGGAAUACACAGAGCCUCUUGGGGGGCUGCAGCGGAGCCUCAAGAUCCGUAUUCAGGUGGCAGGCAUCUACAAGGGUUUCUGUCUGGAUGUGAUCAGAAAUAAGUAUGAGUGUGAGUUACAGGGAGCCAAACAGCACCUGGAGAGCGAGAAGCUGCUGCUGUACGACACCCUGCAGGGGGAGCUGCAGGAGCGGAUCCAGAGGCUGGAGGAGGACCGCCAGAGCCUGGACAUCAGCUCUGAGUGGUGGGAUGAUAAACUUCACGCCAGAGGCAGCUCAAAGACCUGGGACUCACUACCGCCCAGCAAGAGGAAGAAGGCACCUCUGGUUUCUGGAGAUCGACAUUCUGGAGGACUGGACUGCUAUCAAGAAGGCCAGGGCAGCAGUGUCCCCUCAGAAGAGAAAAGCGGAUGGACCAUGACCCUGCUCUUGGAGUGGCUGGCACCACACCAGGAUUCGCGUUUUCCUGCAGAGAGGCGGGGCUUCCCAGCAGGCUCUCCAGUGUGGCUACUGGAUCUCCCCCGCCAGCCAUUCCUGGCCUGGGCCCCUCCUCUGCACUCAUCAGUUCUGGCCGACCUAGCCAAGCAAGACUUUCUCCAUCCCUGACCAGCCCACCUCCCCCUCCUGAAGAGGAGCCUCUUUGCCCCCCAUCUUCCCACAGAGAAGAUGGACCUUGUCCUAAGCCCCAGCUUCAACCCUCCUUCCACCUUGGAUCCUGUUACCCCAGCCGCUGGGCCUCAAAGUUGUGUCCCACUGGUGGGGAACGCCCAGCCAGAAAUGAUAUAUUGAGGGCUUGUCUGUCCUGCCCCGAGGUGGCAGCCCUGUCCCUAGGUUUUCUCUGGACACUUCCCUGGUGUCUGCCUCCUGAAUUUUGAGGACUGGAAUUAAAACCUUUCCUGGGACUCCA
Messenger RNA from Dipodomys spectabilis (banner-tailed kangaroo rat), 1347 nucleotides. It is a transcript of the gene Brms1, whose product is annotated as BRMS1 transcriptional repressor and anoikis regulator. Gene Ontology annotation, biological process: negative regulation of transcription by RNA polymerase II. The transcript has 10 exons. NCBI's taxonomy places the organism in Eukaryota, Metazoa, Chordata, Mammalia, Rodentia, Heteromyidae. Bases 147 to 1046 code for a protein of 299 amino acids. Gene Ontology annotation, molecular function: histone deacetylase binding. The record is from RefSeq and is a predicted model, not a curated record. Gene Ontology annotation, cellular component: Sin3-type complex.